ACUGUUUCUCAGGAAACGUGCACUUCCGCCUUCUGUUCCCUCAAGCAAAGCGUUUCCUUUUUUUGACAGAGCAGUCUCGUGCUCUGCCACCUGUAUACGUACACGUGCGUGUGGCACAAGACGCUGAUGAUGUUCAGAAAAAAAUGCAUCUAUUUAUAGUACUCCUUAUCGCCAAACAAACAGUGCACAUCUGCAACUAUACCCAGCCCAGCGACUAGUGAAAAGAGGAGGCAGAUUUGCUUUCAUUUUCUCACAAGGAGAAAGUCGAGGAAGUGAUUUGAAGUGGUCAGCAGAAGUUGAGGAGAAAGCAGCUUUCUUUUUUUUCUUUGAGGGGGUUUUGUGAAGGGGAGCUGAUGGAGUUUUCUGAUCACAUCAAGACCGCUAACGUGGAUGAUGUUGUCCUCCGGCAGCCGCUGCACCCUCCGAGCAGAGGCACCGUGUGUAUCACCGGCCACCACCUGCUUUUCUCGGACAGAGAGGAGGGCAGCUCUCGGCAGGUUUUACUGCUCCUCAGAAACAUCGAUGCCAUUGAGAAGAGUGUGGAAAACCUUUUGGCCUAUUCGGCCCUCUUCUCUAAUGCAGACCGCAGUAAAAGGAUAUCUGGAUCUUCAGGGACGAUUACCAUUAAGUGUAAAGAUCUGCGUGUGCUCCACCUUGACAUCCCAGGCAUGGAGCAGUGUCUCAACAUUGCACACUCUAUUGAGACCCUGUCCUGUCUGGACAGUGUGUCGGAGAUGUAUCCUUUCUUUUACAGACCUCCUGAUCUCAGCCUGCAUAACCAGUGGGGUCUCUCGUCCCCUGAAAAGCACUACAGUCAAAUCAAGGAGCUUCAUGAUAAGUGGAGACUGAGCACUGUGAACUCAGACUACUCACUGUGUCCCUCUUACCCUCCUGCUGUCAUCGUCCCAAAGAGCACAGACGAUGAUCUGCUAAAGAAGGUGGCCAAAUUCAGACAGGGAGGACGCUUCCCUGUCCUCUGCUACUACCACAGGAAGAAUGGCAUGGUAAUCUUGCGCAGCAGUCAGCCUCUUACAGGAGCCAAUAGGAAGCGCUGUAGAGAAGAUGAGCACCUACUCCAGGCUAUGAUCGAUGGCUCAGAUAAAGGUUACAUUAUUGACACGCGCUCCAGUCAGCAGGCACAGCAGGCCCGGAUGACAGGUGGAGGGUUUGAGUCCAAAUCGUCUUAUAGCCACUGGAAGAGACUGCACAGACAGAUGGAAAGGGGUAAAGCACUGCAGGAGAGUCUAAUUAAACUGGUGGAGGCCUGCUGUGACGAGUCGCAUAACAUGGACCGCUGGCUCAGUAAACUUGAAAAUUCGAAGUGGCUGUCUCACGUCCAAACUGCUCUGUCAACGGCUGGCCUGCUGGCAGAAUGUGUGGAAAGGGACGGUCAUUCAGUUCUGGUUCACGGCUCUGAAGGGACAGACUCCACUUUGCUCAUCAGCACUCUAGCUCAGCUCAUCAUGGACCCAUGCUGUCGCACACUUGAGGGCUUCCUGGCUCUGCUGGAGAGGGAGUGGGUACAGGCAGGACACCCAUUCCAGCAGCGUUGUGCCCGCUCGGCCUACUCCCAUGCCCGUCUCCAGCAGGAGUCCCCAGUAUUCCUGCUGAUGCUGGACUGCGUGUGGCAGGUGUGGCGUCAGUUCCCGUUGGCUCUGGGUUUCUCUGAGGCGCUGCUUCUGAGGCUGGCGAAUGAGGUUUACGUGUCCAACUACGGCACCUUCCUGUGUAACAGCCAUCAGGAGAGGUGUGCUCUUGGAGUGACAGAGAACACCCACUGUUUGUUUCAGGCUCUGUUGAGGCCCAUGGAGAGAGAUUACUACUCUAACCCCCUGUAUGAACCCACUGAGCUAGCAAUCUGGCCCUCAGUCCACCCUCAGUCCCUGCAGCUUUGGAGAGGAUUUUUUCUGAGGUGGACUGAGCACACUCGUCUGCUUGAAGAGGCUCAGGAGGAAAUAAGGAACAUGGUCAUUGAGUGGGGGAAGCUGGCACUCAGCGAUGCCCUUUCAAUGAACACGUGAAGCCAUCAGCCUGAACAUGAAGCCUUUUGACAUUGGAAUUGUUAUUACUGAAGUCUGAACAAUCUGCUGUGUUUUAAUGUACAGUAAUUUUAUAUUCUUUCAUAAAAAUGUAUUAGAAAAAAACUUCUUCUUUAUUAGUUUUCAAUGAGACAUAAACAAUAUUGUACAUAUUAAUAUAGAAACACAUAGAAGAUAGAUAUAACAAUAAAACAAAACAAUUAAAGUAAAGAAACAAACAUAAAUAAAAAGUAGAAAUAACAAAAAAUAAAAUAUUUUUCUACAGCUAUUCACCAAUGUCAAACUCCAUCCAUUCAAUCAACAUAGAGAAUGUCAGUUAUAGAGAGAUAUAGUUUGCUCCAAUAAAGUGUGUGAGUUGUAAGAAUUA
Messenger RNA from Larimichthys crocea (large yellow croaker), 2406 nucleotides. Its product is annotated as myotubularin-related protein 9. The transcript has 11 exons. Gene Ontology annotation, biological process: phosphatidylinositol dephosphorylation; negative regulation of autophagy. Lineage: Eukaryota; Metazoa; Chordata; Actinopteri; Sciaenidae. Bases 354 to 2021 code for a protein of 555 amino acids. Gene Ontology annotation, molecular function: protein phosphatase binding. The record is from RefSeq and is a predicted model, not a curated record. Gene Ontology annotation, cellular component: cytoplasm.